AUUCGAAGCAAAACACCUGACUUUCUCGUGUGGCGCCGCAGAACCGCAGAGAACAACCGCUCGAAAUAUCACGAAAUCGGCUGAAUAGAAGGGUUAUUUUUCUUUGAGUCGCGUUUGAAGUCGACAUGGAUUUUUUUGGACGCAAGAACGACAGUGAGAGGCUGACUCCCCUGGAGAAUUCAGAGAAGGAGUUUAUUUCUGGGCAAGCUGAAUCGGAACGCAACGUCAGUUUGGUUGAAGAGCACGAGGACGAGGACGUGCAGAAGAGUAUGUCUGGGCUUUCGCCGCUUGUGGAUAUCAUCCGAAAACUGUCAAAACUGUCCAGAACGAAUGAGGCACUCAGUAUGGAUCUAUCCACAGGGACUUUGACAAAACGUAUGCCCAUCAACCGUCAAAUUGAAUAUGAGCCACAGAAUUCGGGCAACAACAUGACUGACUUAGGUCAGUUGGGUGGCGAGCAGCCGAAGGAAACUGCAAAUAAUCAGCACCAAGGCGGUUGGCAUUACGUUUUGCAUGUACCAACAAUGGAUGGGGAAUCUCCCAAUAUUGACAAGCCGGUACAGUAUGAGUCUCCACUUCCGCACCCAUCGCACCCAUCGUACUUAGGAGUCACCGUUGUUGGCUGGGAGCAAGAAACCAAUUUGCCUGCUGGAUAUGAUCUGUCAAGCAUGCAGGAAAUCAAAGAUCCCAACCAUUAG
Molecule: messenger RNA, 698 nt
Organism: Drosophila obscura
Lineage: Eukaryota; Metazoa; Arthropoda; Insecta; Diptera; Drosophilidae
Exons: 3
Coding region: 126-698 (190 amino acids)
Source: RefSeq, a predicted model, not a curated record